Molecule: messenger RNA, 474 nt
Organism: Nannospalax galili (Upper Galilee mountains blind mole rat)
Lineage: Eukaryota; Metazoa; Chordata; Mammalia; Rodentia; Spalacidae
Product: ALK and LTK ligand 2-like
Exons: 4
Coding region: 16-474 (152 amino acids)
Biological process (GO): positive regulation of ERK5 cascade; positive regulation of ERK1 and ERK2 cascade
Molecular function (GO): receptor tyrosine kinase binding; receptor signaling protein tyrosine kinase activator activity
Source: RefSeq, a predicted model, not a curated record
CGGGUCACCCGGGCCAUGCGCUUGCCUGGGCGCCCGCUGCUCCUGGUGCUGCUGCUGUUGCUGCUGGGCGCGGUGGGAGACCAGGGCCUUACACAGCCCCGGGGGCCCGCGGACCGGCAGACACUGUUGACGUUGCUUGUGGAGCUGGUCCCGGAGCUGAAGAAAUUCCAAACAGGCGAUUCCAAGAGGCUGCAGCUUCUUGGCCAGCGGGACUUCGCUUUUGGCCGCAGGGAGGUCAUGGACUAUGGGGCAGACCCAGAGGAGCAGAGAGUGGAGAUUGUUCCUCGAGAUCUAAGGAUGAAGGACAAGUUUCUGAAACAUCUCACAGGUCCUCUUUAUUUCAGUCCGAAGUGCAGCAAGCACUUUCACAGACUUUACCACAACACACGAGACUGCACCAUCCCUGCAUACUAUAAAAGAUGUGCCAGGCUACUUACCCGGCUGGCUAUCAGUCCAAUGUGCAUGGAGGGAUAA